UGGGCCGGAGCGGCUCAGUCAGACGUGUAUUUCCCCAUAUCCGGGUGAGGGAGGAAAAGGCAAGAAAAAAAAGUUUCAUUUAAAACCCGAACCAACAAAAAAAAAGGAAAAAAAAUCCCCCCCCCUUGAAAAAAAAAAAGAAAGAAAGAAACCCACCACCACCCCCGCUUGCUUCCAGCAGCAGCAGCGAGGGAGGCAGCCGGAGCAGGCACGGACCCACGGCCGCCCCGGACACGCGGGGAGGGGAGCUGCGGUAAAUUUCGCGUGUGCGGCGGCGGGCGUGUGCGGGUCCCCUCCCCGGAGCCCGUCUCUUUCCUCUGCUGCGUUUUUUAAUUCUUCUUCUUCUUCUUCUUCUCUGUUUUGUGCGGCUCCCCCCCCCACCCCUCCUCCUCCUCCUCCUCCCCGGGCCUCGCAAUGUUGCCAUGAUCAUGGCCGCGCAAGUGGCAGCGGCUCCGGCGGGGGCGAACAACAGCAAGGGCAAAGCGCCGGGCUUGCCGGGCAGCCUGAGCCAGGAGCGCGGCGCGGCGGCGGGCGGCGGCGGGGGCUCCAUGCUGGGCGCCGGGGACGGCGGCGGCCUGGGCAGCGUCCUGCAGCACCGCGCCGAGCUGGGCACGGCCAACAACGCGGACAAGGACGGCGGCGGCGCGGCCCCGAUGGACGCGGGGCUGCUCCCCAACCACAAGCUGAAGGGCGGCGAGGCGCUGCACCCGCACCAUGCCCUGCACCAUGCCCACCACCACCACCACCACCACCUCGGCGCCUUCCCGCCGCAACAGCAACAGCAGCCGCCGCCGCCGCCGCAGCAGCAGGCGGCGGCUCCGCACCAUGCCAUGCAGAAGAGCGGCGCUGCGCAGCCCAGUGCAGACAUGGAGCAGCAACAUGGAGGCAAGGACGGCGCGGGGGGCGCCCAGGCCGAGCCGCCGCCGCCCCUGCUGAGCAAAGGCGGCCCGGAGGAGGAGGAGGAGGAGGAGGAGGAGAAGCUGGGCGAGCCGCGCUACGAGCACCCGGCGCUGGGCGCGCAGCAGCAGCAGCAGCCAGCGCCGCCGCCGCAGCAGCCAGCGCCAGCGCCGCCGCCUCCCCCCGGCGCGGGCAGCGGCUUGGGCGCCGACUUCAGCGCCUACUUCGGCCCCGGCGCGGCCCCGGGCAGCGGCGGCGGCGGCAGCAGCUCCGCCGCCGCCGGCCGCGCCGGGCCUUGCUUUGAUCAACAUGGCGGACAACAAAGCCCCGGGAUGGGGCUGAUGCACCCCGCGGCGGCCCCCAGCGGCAUGGACCCCCUGCACAACUCCCAUGAGGGCUUCGCCAACAGCCAGUACAACCACUACCCCGGCUACGGCCGGACCGGCGGCGCGGCGGCAGCAGCGGCGGCGGCGGGCGCGGGAGGAGCCAGCGGCGCGUAUGCGGGCUCGUACGGGGUGCUGAGCUCGCCCCGGCAGCAGGGCGGCGGCGUGAUGCUGGGCCCCGGCGCGGCGGGCGGCCUGGGCAAGGCGGCGGCGGCGGGCGGCGGCUUCCAGCGCUUCUCCAGCCAGAGCCCGCACCCGUCCGGGGCCACGCCGACGCUCAACCAGCUGCUCACGUCCCCCAGCCCCAUGAUGAGGAGCUACGGCAGCGGCUACGCCGAGUACAGCAGCCCCGGCGCCCCGCCGCCCCAGCCCCAGCCGCAGGCGCAGGCGGCCGCCGCGGCCCCCGGCAGCCAGCAGGCAGCGGCGGGCAUGGGCCUGGCCAAGGACAUGGGCUCGCAGUACGGGGCGGCCAGCCCGGCCUGGGCAGCGGCGCAACAAAGGAGUCACCCGGCCAUGAGCCCGGGCAGCACCGCGCAGCCCCUCAGCAGGACCCAGGGCAGCCCAAUGGAUCCAAUGGUAAUGAAGAGACCUCAGUUAUAUGGAAUGGGCAGUAACCCUCAUUCUCAGACACAGCAAAGCAGUCCAUACCCAGGGCAGUCAUACGGCCCUCCAGGACCCCAGCGAUAUCCAAUGGCAAUGCAGGGACGGACCCCAGCUGCCAUGGGUGGAAUGCAGUAUCCACAGCAACAGAUGCCACCUCAGUAUGGUCAGCAAGGUGUAAGUGGCUACUGCCAGCAGGGCCAACAGCCAUAUUACAACCAGCAGCCACAGCCUCAGCAUCUUCCACCCCAGGCACAGUAUCUGUCACAGGCCCAGCAGAGGUACCAGACACAGCAGGACAUGUCUCAGGAAGGCUAUGGAACCCGAUCCCAACCCCCUAUUGCCCCAGGAAAGCCCAACCAUGAAGAUCUAAACCUCAUACAACAAGAAAGACCAUCAAGCUUACCAGUUGAAGUCUUGGCCUCGGAGGAUGCUACAUUUGGACACAAGGAUUUAUCUGGCUCCAUUGAUGACUUGCCCACUGGAACGGAGGCAACACUGAGUUCAGCAGUUAGUGCAUCAGGUUCUACAAGCAGCCAGGGGGAGCAGAGCAACCCUGCACAGUCACCUUUUUCACCUCAUGCUUCUCCACAUCUCUCCAGCAUCCCUGGUGGUCCAUCGCCUUCCCCUGUAGGCUCUCCUGUUGGAAGCAAUCAGUCACGUUCUGGUCCAAUUUCUCCUGCAAGUAUUCCAGGCAGUCAGAUGCCACCUCAACCUUCUGGCAGCCAGUCAGAAUCCAGCUCCCAUCCUGCUUUGAGCCAGUCACCAAUGCCACAAGAUCGAGGUUUUAUAGCAGGUAUGCAAAGGAACCCACAAAUGUCCCAGUAUGGACCUCAGCAAACUGGACCUUCCAUGUCGCCGCACCCUUCACCUGGAGGCCAAAUGCAUCCUGGAAUUGGUAGCUUUCAGCAGAGUAAUUCAAGUGGAACGUAUGGGCCUCAAAUGAGCCAGUAUGGACCACAAGGAAAUUAUUCCAGACCACCAACGUACAGUGGGGUGCCCAACACGAGUUACAGUGGCCCAGGACCUGGCAUGGGUAUAAAUGCCAAUAGUCAGAUGCAUGGACAGGGGCCAAGCCAGCCUUGUGGAACCAUGCCCCUGGGACGGAUGCCAUCAGCUGGGAUGCAGAGCAGACCAUUUCCUGGAAACAUGAGCAGUAUGACCCCCAAUUCUCCUGGCAUGUCUCAGCAGGGAGGUCCGGGCAUGGGCCCACCAAUGCCAACUGUGAACCGUAAGGCACAGGAAGCAGCUGCUGCAGUGAUGCAGGCUGCUGCAAACUCCGCUCAGAGCAGGCCACCAUACAUUAGGUCGCCUGCUUAUCCCAGCCAGUCUGGGGCUGGCGGACGCCCCAUGUUUUCUUCACAGCACCCCAACUAUGGCAACGCUCAGGCUCCCAUGAUGCACCAGCCUGAUCAGUACGGGCAAGGCAGUUUUCCUGGCAUGAAUCAGAGUGGUAUUAUGGGAUCCAGUUCUCCUUAUACCCAGCCAAUGAACAACAGCUCUAGCCUGAUGAACCCGCAAGCUCCUCCUUACAGCAUGGCACCUAACAUGGUGAACAGUUCAACAGCACCUAUGGGUCUUGCAGAUAUGAUGACACCUGGUGAGUCCAAACUGCCUCUCCCUCUCAAAGCAGAUGGCAAAGAAGAAGGACCUCCGCAGCCUGAGAGCAAGUCAAAGGAUAGCUACAGCUCACAGGGUAUUUCUCAGCCCCCAACCCCAGGCAACCUGCCAGUCCCUUCCCCAAUGUCCCCAAGCUCUGCUAGCAUCUCCUCAUUUCAUGGAGAUGAAAGUGAUAGCAUUAGCAGCCCAGGCUGGCCAAAGACUCCAUCAAGCCCUAAGUCAAGUUCCUCCACCACGACUGGAGAGAAGAUCACAAAAAUCUAUGAGCUGGGAAAUGAGCCUGAGCGCAAAAUGUGGGUAGAUCGAUACCUCACCUUCAUGGAAGAGAGAGGCACACCUGUGGCCAGUCUGCCAGCUGUGGGCAAGAAGCCACUAGAUCUGUUCAGACUGUAUGUCUGUGUCAAGGAGAUUGGAGGCUUAGCACAGGUUAAUAAAAACAAGAAGUGGCGUGAACUGGCAACCACCCUGAAUGUUGGUACUUCGAGCAGUGCAGCCAGCUCCCUGAAAAAACAAUAUAUUCAGUACCUGUUUGCCUUUGAGUGCAAGAUUGAACGAGGGGAGGAGCCCCCUCCAGAGGUCUUCAGCACUGGAGAUACUAAGAAACAACCUAAGAUUCAGCCACCAUCUCCUGCUAAUUCCGGUUCCCUGCAAGGUCCACAGACUCCUCAAUCUACUGGUAGUAAUUCCAUGACAGAAGUGCCAGGCGACUUGAAGCCCCCAACACCAGCAUCAACACCUCAUGGACAGAUGACACCUAUGCAGGGUGGCAGGAACAGUGCAGUUAGUGUGCAUGAUCCUUUCUCUGAUGUAAGUGACUCAGCAUUCCCGAAGAGAAACUCCAUGACGCCAAAUGCACCGUACCAGCAGGGGAUGAACAUGCCAGAUAUGAUGGGAAGGAUGCCCUAUGAACCGAAUAAGGACCCUUUUGGUGGGAUGAGAAAAGUGCCUGGAAGCAAUGAGCCGUUCAUGACCCCUGGACAGAUGCCCAACAGUGGAAUACAGGACAUGUAUAACCAGACGCCAUCUGGAGCAAUGUCCAACAUGAGCAUGAGCCAGCGACAGCAGUUCUCUUAUGGAAGUAGCUAUGACAGGAGGUCGGAUCAUGGGCUGGGUUCUGAAGGCAGUAUGGGACCACCUGGUCAAAGCAACAUGGUGCCUUCAAACAGUGACCCAAGCAUGUACUCUCCUAAUCGUUACCCUGGCCAGCAAAGGCAUGAAACAUAUGCACAGCAGUACCCAGGACAAGGACCUCCCUCAGGACAACCAGCAUAUGGAGGACAUCAACCUGGAAUGUAUCCACAGCAGCAGAACUACAAGCGUCAUAUGGAUGGCAUGUAUGGGCCCCCAGCAAAACGUCACGAAGGAGAAAUGUAUAACAUGCAGUAUGGCAACCAGCAGCAAGAAAUGUAUAACCAGUACAGCAACACUUACUCUGGACCAGACAGGAGGCCCAUGCAGGGACAGUAUCCGUAUCCAUAUAACAGGGAGAGGAUGCAGGGCCCAGGACAAAUACAGCAGCAUGGAAUACCACCCCAAAUGAUAGGCGGCCCCAUGCAGUCAUCAUCCACCAGUGAAGGUCCUCAGCAAAACAUGUGGCCAACCCGAAAUGAUAUGCCUUACCCUUACCAGAACAGGCAAGGCCCUGGAGGCCCCACACAGGCCCCACCCUAUCCAGGGAUGAAUCGCACUGAUGAUAUGAUGGUACCUGAUCAGAGGAUAAACCACGAGAGUCAGUGGCCUUCUCAUGUCAACCAACGUCAGCCUUCUUAUAUGUCAUCCUCAGCCUCCAUGCAGCCUAUCACUCGACCUCCUCAGUCGUCCUACCAGACACCACCCUCAAUGCCAAACCACAUCUCUAGGGCUCCAAGUCCAGCAUCUUUCCAGCGCUCUUUGGAGAAUCGUAUGUCCCCAAGCAAGUCUCCUUUCCUACCCUCUAUGAAGAUGCAAAAGGUUAUGCCCACAGUUCCAGUAUCACAGGUCACAGGUCCUCCACCCCAGCCACCACCCAUUAGGCGAGAAAUUACCUUCCCUCCAGGCUCUGUAGAAGCAUCACAGCCAGUCUUAAAACCAAGACGAAAGAUUACCUCAAAAGAUAUUGUAACUCCUGAAGCCUGGCGAGUGAUGAUGUCUCUAAAAUCUGGACUUUUGGCUGAAAGUACCUGGGCUCUAGAUACAAUUAAUAUUCUUCUGUAUGAUGACAGCACUGUUGCUACUUUCAACCUCUCUCAGUUAUCUGGAUUUCUUGAGCUUUUGGUGGAAUAUUUUAGAAAAUGCCUGAUUGACAUUUUUGGAAUCCUUAUGGAAUAUGAAGUGGGAGAUCCAGGAAAAAAAGCACUUGAUCACAACACAGCCAAGAAAGAUGACAGCCAGUCCUUAGCAGAGGACACUGUAAAAGAGGAGGAUAAUGAUGAAUGUAUUAAUUAUUUGGAGGAGGAGGAGGAGGAGGAAGAGGAUGAAAAAUCUGAAGGAGAAGAAAAGAGCAUUGUUUUUUCCACUCCUGGUGCCAUUGCUGAUCCAAGUGAGAGGCCAAAACAAGCCAGUAAAUUUGACAAGCUGCCAAUAAAGAUUGUAAAGAAAAAUAAUCUAUUUGUUGUAGACCGAUCUGACAAACUCGGACGUGUUCAGGAAUUUGACAGUGGGCUCCUCCACUGGCAGCUUGGUGGGGGUGACACAACUGAACACAUCCAGACUCAUUUUGAAAGCAAGAUGGAGAUUCCUCCACGCAGGAAAGCACCUCCUCCCUUGAACUCUCCAAACAAAAAGAAGGAGUUGGAGGGGAAAGGUGACUCUGAAGAACAACAGGAAAAAAGUAUAACGGCCACCAUUGAUGAUGUCCUCUCAGCUCGGCCAGGAGCAUUGCCUGAAGACUCAAGCUCUGGUUCCCAGGCAGAGAGCAGUAAAUUUCCCUUUGGAAUCCAUCAAGCCAAAAGCCACCGGAAUAUUAAACUGCUAGAGGAUGAGCCAAGGAGCCGGGAUGAGACUCCUCUAUGCGCCAUAACUCAUUGGCAAGACUCCUUGGCCAAGCGCUGCAUCUGUGUGUCAAAUAUCGUCCGUAGCUUGUCUUUUGUGCCUGGCAACGACGCCGAAAUGUCCAAACAUCCAGGCUUGGUGCUGAUCUUGGGAAAGUUGAUCCUUCUUCACCAUGAGCAUCCAGAAAGAAAGCGAGCACCACAGACAUAUGAGAAAGAGGACGAGGAGGACAAAGGGGUGGCCUGCAGCAAGGAUGAGUGGUGGUGGGACUGCCUCGAAGUCUUGAGGGAUAAUACAUUGGUCACAUUAGCCAACAUUUCUGGACAGCUAGACUUGUCUGCUUACACAGAAAGCAUCUGUUUGCCAAUUUUGGAUGGCUUGCUGCACUGGAUGGUGUGCCCAUCUGCAGAGGCACAGGAUCCUUUUCCAACCGUGGGGCCCAACUCAGUCCUAUCACCUCAAAGACUUGUGCUGGAGACCCUGUGUAAGCUCAGUAUCCAGGACAAUAAUGUGGACCUUAUCUUGGCCACUCCCCCAUUCAGUCGUCAGGAGAAACUCUACGCUACUUUAGUUAGGUACGUUGGGGACCGCAAAAACCCAGUCUGCCGAGAAAUGUCCAUGGCUCUCUUAUCAAACCUUGCACAGGGGGACACAUUAGCGGCAAGGGCAAUAGCUGUGCAGAAAGGAAGCAUCGGAAACUUGAUAAGCUUCCUGGAAGAUGGGGUCACGAUGGCCCAGUACCAGCAGAGCCAACAUAACCUCAUGCACAUGCAGCCACCUCCUCUGGAGCCACCUAGCGUAGACAUGAUGUGCAGGGCAGCCAAGGCCUUGCUGGCCAUGGCUAGAGUGGACGAGAACCGUUCAGAGUUCCUAUUGCACGAGGGUCGUUUGCUGGAUAUCUCAAUAUCUGCUGUCCUGAACUCUCUGGUUGCAUCUGUCAUCUGUGAUGUACUUUUCCAGAUUGGGCAGUUAUGACAUAAGUGAGACGCCAAGCAUGUGUGAGUGGAGAUUAGAGGGUCACAUAUAACUGGCUGUUUUCUGUUCUUGUUUAUCCAGCGUAGGAAGAAGGAAAAAAAAUUGCUCCUCUGCCCCAUUCACUAUUUACCAAUUGGGAAUUAAAGAAAUUAUUAAUUUGAACAGUUACGAAGUUAAUAUUUGCUGUCUAUGUGUAUAAGUGCAUCUUUUUAUUUUAUUUUUUUUAACCAAAGUUGCUGUCUAGUACAUUCAAAGGUCACACUUUUUUUUUCCAUAGAUUAUCCUUUUCAAUGUUCUUUUCCAUGUUUGUAUUGCAUAUUUUUUGGGAAGCGAAAUAGUGACUUAAAAAAAAAGUUGUGGCAAAUCAUUGUACGAUGGGGAAAAAAAUCUCACCACUUCGAAACGAGAAGGUGAAAAAUAACCAACAUACCAAGUUCCUGUGUAUUUUAUUUUUUCAGAUAAGGAAAAAUUUUUAAAAACAUGUAAACCAUCACCCAAAGCUCUGUGCAAUAGAAGAUUCUAGUGAUGUAGGUGUAGGGGAUCAAGGAGGGUGUGAGUCAGUAGUCAAAAUACAAAAUGCUAUUGGUUUCUCCACAGGAGAAAUGGUUACAUUAGGGUAGGAGCAAAAUUUAAAAAAAAUAAAAAUUUUAAAGUUAAAAGAUUUUAAAUACAAACCUGACGAUAAACGUAAAUUGCUUCCUCACCAGAACUGUCUUGUCUGCAUCUGUUGUUCGACCUUCCACAAUGACAGUUCUUCACAAUUCCUUUAAUCAUUUUUUAAAUAUUUUUUUAUUGCCUAAGGGCCGUGAUGUAUAUAGAAGUUGUACAUUAAACAUACCCUCAUCUUUUUUUUAAGUACAAAGUUUUUAGUUUCUUUUUCAUGAUGUGGUAACUACAAAGUGAUGGUAGAAUUAUUUUUUUUCUUUCAUUUUUGGGCCAUAUCUCCAAAAAAAAAAAACUAAAAAAAAAAAACCGAGGGUAAUGUACAAGUUUCUGUAUGUAUAAAGUCAUGCUCUAUUUCGGGAGAGCAGCCGAUCACAAUUUGCUUUAUAAAUCAAGGUGUGGAAAUGGUUACGUAUGGAUUGAUCUAAGAAAAUGGUUACCAGUCUACAGACAAAAAAAUAUAUACAGAAAAAAGGAAGAACAACUUCAAAGAUUUUUCAGUGAUGAGAAUCCGCAUUUGUAUUUCAAGAUAAUGUAGUUAAAAAAGAAAAAAACUUGAUGUAAAUUCCUCCUUUUCCUCUGGCUUAAUGAAUAUCAUUUAUUCAGUAUAAAAUCUUUAUAUGUUCCACAUGUUAAGAAUAAAUGUACAUUAAAUCUUGUUAAGCACUGUGA
This is a messenger RNA of Alligator mississippiensis (American alligator), 8780 nucleotides long. RefSeq names its product AT-rich interaction domain 1B (gene ARID1B). Gene Ontology annotation, molecular function: DNA binding; nucleosome binding. The transcript is spliced from 23 exons. Bases 423 to 7445 code for a protein of 2340 amino acids. Lineage: Eukaryota; Metazoa; Chordata; Crocodylia; Alligatoridae. The record is from RefSeq and is a predicted model, not a curated record. Gene Ontology annotation, cellular component: nBAF complex; nucleoplasm; SWI/SNF complex. Gene Ontology annotation, biological process: chromatin remodeling; regulation of transcription by RNA polymerase II; positive regulation of DNA-templated transcription.